This is a messenger RNA of Cylicocyclus nassatus, 926 nucleotides long. The record is from the annotation of a GenBank genome assembly. Lineage: Eukaryota; Metazoa; Nematoda; Chromadorea; Rhabditida; Strongylidae.
AUGUCUUGUCGGGACUUUCAGCUCCUCAUAAAGGAUGAGUGGUUUCUGUUAGUAAUUUCAUCACAAGGAUUCGCUGCUAUAUGCUCGGCUGCGAUAUCCCUUUUCGCUAUUAGAAAAUGUAUGGACCUACAUUUCCAUGUGAAUUGCAGGGCCUCCCACGUGGUUCGCUUUAUACUUUAUGAUUCGUGUGAAGCCACAAUCUCUUCUGCUCUCUGUUUCGCACUUCGCUUACCAGCGGGAAUAUGUGUGGCAUCAUUUGCUGUCCUUCAGCUCGGUAUGAUAUUAGAACGUGCUAUCGCUUUAUGGAGAAGGCAACACUACGAAACCUCAGGUGCAAUGUUAGGAUAUGUGAUAGCUGGAUGUUGCAUUUUCACCGGAGCUGUAAUGGCCACUUGGUCGAUGUUGCAAAUGGAUCUUAAUACAGAAGUUGUUUACUGUUCAACUAGCACUACUGCCACUGCAGAUAGGUUGAGAACCCGAACAUUCACUCAAUGUGUCAUAAAUGUUUUUGCGUUACUCUGUGCUGGACUUAUAUAUUAUUACAAUGCAGCAGCUAUCAAACGGAGAUAUUUUGAUCUACAUUCGUCGUAUCAACUGCAAGAAAAUGUUGACGUCAUUAAUGUGUUUAUACCGCUAUCAAUGUUCCAAGCUAUCUUCCAUCUGUUUUUUUCUAUCAGUGCGGUCGUUCUUUUGACUUUUCGAGCUAGUAAUCCAACGACGACAUACCGAACGAUCAUGGCAUCAUUCUAUAUCAUACCGUACUACACACUGGCUUCACCAGCAUUACUGCUAUUGUUGCUGAGGUCGUCAUCGCAAAAACGAACUGCAAAGAUAGCCGCGUUACCAAAGAUUGCUAACGAGCAAACUUACUUUGAUGCAUAUGCUAAAAUGUGGGCAGUCACACUACCCAGUAAAAAUUGAUGCAG